Gorilla gorilla gorilla (western lowland gorilla) is the source of this 7127-nucleotide messenger RNA. RefSeq names its product SEC13 homolog, nuclear pore and COPII coat complex component (gene SEC13). The record is from RefSeq and is a predicted model, not a curated record. Gene Ontology annotation, molecular function: structural molecule activity; protein binding. Gene Ontology annotation, biological process: positive regulation of TOR signaling; protein import into nucleus; COPII-coated vesicle budding. Bases 305 to 1027 code for a protein of 240 amino acids. The transcript has 7 exons. Gene Ontology annotation, cellular component: nuclear pore outer ring; COPII vesicle coat. Lineage: Eukaryota; Metazoa; Chordata; Mammalia; Primates; Hominidae.
GGCGGCUCCUACGCCACGGCCCGGCGGGCCCGGCGCCGGAAGUGAGCUGUUCCGAGGCGCCGCCGGGAGCUGCCACGUCCGAGACCUGGAGCAGCCACCGCCGCAAUCAUGAUGAGGACACUUGAGGUUCGGAGACGUGGAGCCUCUUGCACAGCUGCUUAAGUGGUAGUAGAGCCGAGAUUUGAACCCUCCUAAUCAUUCCUUUCUGCCGCCUACUGCAGCUCCCAGCAGAGAUGAUUGAACUGUUGCUCGGGGUAGGGCCCCCAGACUUCGGGGACCUGGUUUUUAGAGAGUCUAGAAUCUGAUGAGAGAACCUGUGCUUACUUGGUGUGUACCUCUUGAACUGCUUUGCAGCCAUCCUCUUCCAGUGUCUGCCUUUCUGAAAACACAAGUCAAACUUUAUACCUACAGGGCUUGUGCUGGAAAAGAUGAAAUGGGGAAAAUGGUGUCAGUAAUUAACACUGUGGAUACCUCCCAUGAGGACAUGAUUCACGACGCCCAGAUGGACUACUAUGGCACCCGCCUGGCAACCUGCUCAUCAGACAGGUCCGUCAAAAUCUUUGAUGUGCGCAAUGGAGGGCAGAUCCUUAUCGCCGACCUCAGAGGUCAUGAGGGUCCUGUGUGGCAAGUGGCCUGGGCUCACCCCAUGUACGGCAACAUCCUGGCAUCGUGCUCCUAUGACCGGAAAGUCAUUAUCUGGAGAGAGGAAAACGGCACCUGGGAGAAGAGCCACGAGCAUGCAGGACACGACUCCUCAGUGAACUCGGUGUGCUGGGCCCCCCAUGACUACGGCCUGAUCCUGGCCUGUGGGAGCUCGGAUGGGGCCAUCUCCCUGCUGACUUACACCGGGGAAGGCCAAUGGGAAGUAAAGAAGAUCAACAACGCUCACACCGUGAGUCCAUCCCCUGCCUUUCGUGCAGUGAGAGCGCCUGCCUUGCCCUGUGUCUGCUGCAGCCUCCCUAGAGGGUGGCAGGGGAGGGUCCCCGCUGGACAGUGGGCCGGGGAGUGGUCAGCUGACCAGACAUGAUUGCUCUAGAGUAGCUUUGAGCCUCUUUGCCCUGAAGCCAGACCAGGCAGGGCUUGGCACUGCUUCCUUGUUGUGUGCUCCCAAGCAGGGGAGGGCUGGUGCAGCAGCAGCCUGCUCACUGCCACCUUAGCUAUGGUUGCCUCCGGGUGACAUGUCCUGCAGUAGUCAUUGGGACCCUGUAGAAUGGAGUGGUGUUAUUAAAACUUUUAAAAAGUAUGUGAGCUAUGCAUGCAUUUAAGAAAGAUUAAUAUAAACAAGGUCAUUCUUUACCCAACUUUUGGUGAAUCAGCGAGUGACAGUGGUCGUGAUGGUGGUGGUUCAAUCAAGGAAUAAAUGUUUGCAAAGCGAACAUCAAUGUCCUACCUCCUACCACCACACAGUUCAAAAACCAACAAUAACCAAUGUGGGGGGCUCAUAUGACUAAUGCCACAUCGUUUGCUGUCAUGCAUCUGUAUGAUUAUUGGAUAUUUUAUGAGUUUAAUUCUACAAUAAUUUGUAUCUAUUCUUUUUCUAAUCUACUCAUUCCAGUUCAGGGUCACAGGUGGUUGGAGCCUGUCCUGGCAGCUUAGGGCAUGAGGCAGAAGCCAGCCCUGGACAGGAUACCAUUCCACCAGAGGAGCACUCACACACACCCCCACACUCACACUGGGACAAUGCAGACGUACCAUUGAAGUGAACAUGCACAUCUUUAUUGUGUGAAAGGAAACCAGAGUACCAGGAGAGAGCCCACGCAGACACAGGGAGAACACACAGACUCCACACAGGCAGGGGCCCCCGCUGGGAGUUGUUUUUUUUUUUUCAAUCUUGUCAACAUUAUAAUGAAAUGAAAUUGAGGAUCAGUUGUACAUAGAAUGAGACAAUCUGUGGUCUUUUGUGACUGGCUUCUCCUACUUACUAUAAUGAGUUCAGGUUUCAUCCAUAUCAUAGCGUGUAUCAGCACUCCAUUCCUUUUUAUGGCUGGAUAAUACUCCAUUGUGAAUAUAGACAUUUUGUUUAUCCAUUCAUCGGAUGAUGGAUGUUCUCGGCCUUAUGAAUAAUGCUGCUAUGAACAUUUGCAGAUAAGUUUUUGCAUGAACACAUGUUUUUAAUUCUCUUGGGUCUAUACCUAGGUGUGAAAUUGCUGAGUCAUAUGGUAAUUCUGUGUUUAACUUUUUGAGGAACUGCUAAACUGUUUUGCAAAGUAACUACCCUUUUACAUUCCCAUCAGCAGUGUAUGAGGGUUCUAAUUUCUCCACAUCCUCACUCACAUAUGUCUGUCAUUUUGAUUACAGCUGUCCUAGUGAAUGUGAGGUGGUAUCUUAUUGUGAUUUUUUGGGUUUGUUUUGUUCUGUUUUUUUGAGACGGAGGCUUGCUCUGUCACCCAGGCUGGAGUGCAGUGACAUGAUCACGGCUCACUGCAACCCCCGCCUCCCAGGUUCAAGCAAUUCUCAUGCCUCAGCCUCUUGAGCAGCUGGAAUUACAGGCACACGCCACAACACCUGGCUAAUUUUUGUAUUUUUAAUAGAGACAGGGUUUCACCAUUUUGCCCAGGUUGGUCUCAAACUCCUGGCCUCAAGUGAUCCGCCCACCUCAGCCUCCCAAAGUGCUGGGAUUACAGGUGUAAGCCACCACACCCGGCCCUUAUUGUGAUUUUUAUUUGCAUUUUGCUAAUCAAAGAUGAUGGUGAGCAUCUUCUGGGGGCUUUUGGAGAAAUGACUGGGAGGGGUUUGCACUCUGUAACACCCAGUGAGUGGAAGCGGCCCACAAUAAGAAAGGCUGAAGGGGCGGGAAGAAAUCUGAGCUCUGUGAUCCUCCAGAGCAAGCCUCUGGGACAGGGCCCCUCAGGAGGAAGAACUGCAGGAAAUGAAAUCACAGUUGAGCUGGAUAGGGACACAGGAAAGGAAGGAUGAUGUAGACCAAUGUGGGGAAGAGGAACAAAGACAGGAACUCCUGAAAGCCAUCUCCCACGUUUUUUAACACUACACAGAAACGAGGGAGAGUUCUGAGCUUAGACUUUCCUGAGCCUUUCUUAUCAGGAAAACUCAUCUCACCUAAAAAUAACAGAAAAGUAUUUGAAGUGAAAUUGCAUACAGUUGUUAUAUAAGAAACAAGAAUAUGCAAAAUAACCUCCCUGCGGACAAUGAGAGCACAUUAGAAAGACAUGCCCACAUAACCGAGCCAAGCUGUAACCUGCUAUUUCAAAUCAAGCCAGGUGACAUUCUAACAAUACAAAACAAGAAAGAAUAGUGUAAAUCAACUUUUUAAAAAUCAGCAAUAAGGUGACAGAACUCAGGAAAGAAUUAGAAUUAAAAAUCAUUUCAGAAGUAAAGACUAAGACGAAAUGCAAGUGUCGAUGAACACAGCAGAUCCUGCCUGAAAAGGAUAAACAGUGUGAAAAAGGAAACAUUUCAAGAGCAAAAAAAUGAAGAGGUAAAAAGGUUUUGACCAAAAGUAAAGACAGGCAGAAAGGUCAGACAUAUGAAUACCAGGAGUCCCUGGAAAGGAAAACAGAACAAAUACCAAAAAGUAAUCCAGAAAACUUUCUUAAAAUUAAAAAACAAAGAUUUGAAACUUGAGAUUGAGAGAUCAUACCCCACACUUAACAAUAUCAGCCGGGCGCAGUGACUCAGCCUGUAAUCCCAGCACUUUGGGAUGCUGAGGUGGGCGGAUCACCUGAAGUCAGGAGUUCAAGACCAGCCUGACCAACAUGGCGAAACCCCGUCUCUACUAAAAAUACAAAAAUUAGCCGGACGUGGUAGCACACACCUGUAAUCUCAGCUACUCGGAAGGCUGAGGCAAGAGAAUUGCUUGAACCCGGGAGUCAGAGGUUGCAGAGAGCCAAGAUCACGCCAUUAUACUCCAGCCUGGGCAACAAAGCAAGACUCUGUCUCAAAAAAAAAAAAAAAAAAAUCAAGGCCAGGCGUGAUGGCUCAGCCUGUAAUCCUAGCACUUUGGGAGAUCGUGGUGAACACCUGUUUGAGGCCAGGAGUUCAAGACCAACCUGGCCAACAUAGACCCUGUCUCUAAAAAAAAAAAAAAAAAAAAAAUUCAACCCAGCAUCACCAACAAAAAGAUAUAAUUCUAGUAAAAUUAUUAGACUUUAAAGAAAAUUUUGGGGGGUUCUAGAGAAAAGGAACUUUGUGACUUAAAGGGGAAAGACAAUUAGAUUAUUGUCAGACUUUUCAAUAGUAAGGAUUGGUGCAGAAGAAAAAAAGAAUAACUUGUUUAAAAUACUCCAGGAAAGAAAGUGUGAGCCAAGGAUUUAUAACCAGGAAAAUUGACUUUCAAGUUCACACAAAGACUUAUACACAAAAGGUUAUAGCAGCUUUAAUAGCCAAAAACUGGAAAUAGUCCACAUGUCCAUCAACAGGUAAAUGAUAAGUUGUGAUAUAUCCAUACUUUGGAAAUACUGUGAGCAAUAAAAAGAAAUGACUGCAAUAAAAAGAAAUGACUUAACAAAAUAAGAUGAAGAAUAAAUUUCAAAAUAAUUAUGCUGAGUGAAAAAAAGAAGAAAAAGGACACACUGGGAUUCCACUGCUGUAAUAUCUAGGAAAUGCAGCUGAGCAGGCCCAUGGUCACCACGACUGGGGGCUGCAGGAUGGGGAGAUGGAUUACCAGGGGAUCCAAGGAAACUUUUGGGAAUGAUGGGCAUGUUCCUUGAUUGAGGUGAUGAUCCUACAGGAUAUAUUUUUGUCAAAAUUCACCAAAUCAUGCACUUGAUAUGCAGUUUAUGUCAAUUAUACUAUAUCAAAGCUGUUUUCAAAAUUAGCUUUUGAGUGUAAAGGAUAUGAACUAUUAUCAAUAUGCAAGAAUUCAGGGACUAUUGUUUCUAGGAGCCCUUCCUGAGAAAUCUACUAGAGGAUACAAGUCACACAACAAAAAUGACUACAAAGACUUCAGCAUAAAUAUAUAGUUACUUGUAGAGAACUAAGACGAAAUGAGGGUUAAAAGGCUGGGCCCAGGGCGGGCACAGUGGCUCACACCUGUAAUCCCAGCACUUCGGGAGGCUGAGGCAGGCGGAUCACCUGAGCUCAGGAGUUCAAGACCAGCCUGGCCAACAUGGCAAAACCCCAUGAUGUGGUUUGGCUGUGUCCCCACCCAAAUCUCAUUUUGAAUGCCCAUGUGUUGUAGGGGGUACCCAGUGGGAGUUGAGUCAUGGGAGGAGGUCUUCCCCAUGCUGUUCUCUUGAUAGUGAAUAAGUCUCACAAGAUCUGAUGGUUUUAUGAGGGGGAGUUCACCUGCACAGGCUCUCUCUCCCUUUUUGCUGCCAUCCAUGUGAGAUGUCACUUGCUCCUCCUUGCCUUCUGCCAUGACUGUGAGGCCUCCCCAGCUACAUGGAGCUGUAAGUCCAUUAAACCUCUCUUUUUUUUGUAAACUGCCCAGUCUCAGGUAUGUCUUUAUCAGCAGAGUGAAAAUGGACUAAUACACCCCGACGCUACUAAAAAUACAAAAAUUAGCCAGGCGUGGUGGCACACACCUGCAGUCCCAGCUACACGGGAGGCUGAGGCAGGAGAAUCACUUGAACCUGGGAGGUGGAGGUUGCAGUGAGUCAGAAUCGCGCCUCUGCACUCCAUCCUGGGCAACAGAGCCAGACUCCGUCUCAAAAAAAAAAAAAAGGCAGUGGUUCUCACCUAUAAUCCCAGUACUUUGGGAGUCUGAGGUGGGAGGAUCACUUGAGCCUACGAAGUUUGAGGCUGCAGUGAACCAUGAUCAUACCAGCCUGCACUCUAGCCUGGGUGACAGUGAGACCCUGUCUCAAUUAAAAAAAAAAAAAAUUGUUAAUAAUAAAUAAAGAGGAGAAUCAGUCAUCUUUGGAAAGUGAUAGAACCAGUUCAGAAAGAAUCAAGCGUUUCUCCAGCCUUUCCUUUUUGACCUUGUAUUAGUCUGUUUUCUCGCUGCUGGCAAAGACAUACCCAAGACUGAGCAAUUUACAAAGGAAAGAGGAUGGAGAACUCACAGUUCCACGUGGCUGGGGAAACCUCACAGUCAUGGCAGAAGGCAAGGAGGAACAAGUCACAGCUUACGUGGAUGGCAGCAGGCAAAAGAGCUUGUGCAGAAAAACUCCCAUUUUUAAAAUCGUCAGAUCUAGCGAGACUUAUUCACUAUCAUGAGAACAGCAUGGGAAAGACUUGCCCCUGUGAUACAAUUACCUCCUACCAGGUGCCUCCCACAACACGUGGGAAUUCAAGAUGAGAUUUGAGUAGGGACACAGCCAAACCAUAUCAGACCUCUAUUCCUGGGUAAUUGAAUAGUUAACGAGGAGAAGUGUCCCUAUCUGGAGCAUUCCAUGGAAUAAAUGACAAAGAAAGGAUGGAAUUAGAGUAUCACCAUUUUGCAAGCCCCAGUGAAUUAAGAGAGGCCUCAGUUAUUGACAGCUGUUAAUAUAAGAGGCAAUCUAACGUGGCUCCUGAUGAGAGAACGCACCAGCUCUAGUCUUGCCAAAGGGAUCACACCUGAGUCUGUCCAGUCUUGGCUCCAGCUGACAGUUUUCAGAAAUUCAGAGGAACAUAUUGAACUGCAUAUGAAGCAGCAAAACCCAGACCGAGACUAGGCUCUCUUCAGCAGAAAAAUUGUAAGGAAAAAAAUCGGAGGAAUCUGCAAAGUAGGAGAUGUAAAAAACAUCCAAAAAAAUGUUUAAUGGACAAGACUAAACUGUAGUAUCUAGGGGUGCACAUUUGGGUGAUAAAUGGGGGAAAAAUGGGUUAGAAGUUAGGGCAGUGGUUACUUAUAGUGGAAGAGGGAGCUGUGAUUAGGAAGGGCAUAAUGACGGCUUUUCAGGCAGGUGGCAGAAUUUUUGUUUCUUGAUCUAUUCUUUUAUAAUAAAAGAUUUUUCUUAAAAAAAAAAAAGCUCCAAUGUACCAUUCUUUCAUGUGUUUAAAAAAUGUCCUGUUUCUUAAACUUGUGGGAGUUCUUAAUUUCUACUUUUAGCGCACACUGCAGAAAAAUGCACACACUGUUGGGAUCCUUGAGGGAGAAUUCUGAGCAGUGGACCACAUGAUGAGUGCUUCAUGUCAGCCUUCACACACAGUCCAGUCCUGAGAAGCGGAGGGGAGAGGGACAGCAGGCUUGGGUCUGCGGAAGCAGUGUUCUCUUGCAAGGCAGAGUCACCAUGUGUCCCAUC